UUUGCAACCUGCAGCUUUGGCUUUUUUAUCCAGCGCCCAGCAAAGUAACUUUAAAAAAUAAAAGGACCAAUAUUUCAGUGUAAAAAUGCUCAGCAGGUGAUCAGAAAUGACGUCAUAACAGGAAACCAGAAUAAUCCAGGAGAUCAUUUCCAUGGAUGGAAAGAAUGAGAUCAAUAAGUUAUUGAUUUCCAGUAUUGAUCAAGAAGAAAGCUGAAAGAAACCAAAUGUGUUGAUCACUCAGAACAAAGAAAUGCAGCUUUAAUAGUUUGGAUCAAUGAAAGAUUGAUGCUCAGUUCUCUUCACAUCAUGUUGAAGCCGUUUGGAAAGAAAAGUGGGCUCAGAGUCGGCAGAAGAAAAGGCCAAAUAUUGAUGAAGCAGGAAGAGCAGUUUGGGAUCAGAUCCAGAUCAGAUGUUUGUGUGUCUCGGUGUUCUGGACUGAUGUUGAACAUGUGGAGCUGAGAUUCAUUUACAGAACAGAGAUGAAAACAUUUGAAAGCUUCUUCUCUUCAAAGUUCAGCUUUAGAUCCAGAAAUGUAAAAGUCCAGCAGCUCAACACUGACAGGAGACAUUACUGUGAAGCAGCACAUGGACAAAACAAUCCCAGCAGCAUCAAGACUCUGAUCAUCUCCAACAGCUUCCUGUGUUUCUGUCCCCUGUUAGCUGCUGCUCUCAUCUGCUUCUGUCAAUAAAGUUAUUCAAACUGCUGCUGCUGUCUGUGCAGCUCAUGUUCUGCUUUGUUGUCCUCUCAGUCUGUCAGGUGGAGGUGGAGGAGGGGGCGGAGUCUGUCCUGCUGCCCUGCAAGACCACAGACAACCUGCCUGAGGACGCUACAGUGAGGUGGAUCCACUAUGAUCCCUAUGAGACGGUCCACAUGUAUCAGAACGGCUCUGACCAGCCUGACCAACAGGACCAGGUUUACAGAGACCGAACAGAGAUGAAGGAAGACCUGCUGAGAACUGGAGACCUCAGUCUGACCCUGAAAUCCCCCACAGACAGAGACGGAGGAACAUACUGGUGCAAAGUCUACGACAAGAAGGGAGUCCUCAUGAGAUGGAAAUCAGUUGAUCUCAGGGUCAAAGAGAGAAGCAGGAACAGAAGCAGCUCCACUGAUCCAACUCCUCUGAUGGCCGAUCAACCUGUUUGAUCUUUGAUCAUUGAUCCGAUCUGACUCUGGAUCAGAGAGAAAAUGGAGGUGAAGCAGCUGAUGGAGGACGGAUGAAGACAGGAGGACGCUUUGUCAGCUUCUUCUUCACUCUGACUCCUCCUACUGACUCUCACACACAGUCUACACACUCACUAUUGAUUCCUGCUGAUCAGUGAUGUCAGAGUGAGGUCAGCGUGAUGUCACAUGGCUUGAACGGGCGUGUUUCCUGUGAACCUCCCAGCGGCUGGAUAACAGCUGCGGCUCUCUGGAUAUUUGUGGCUCGUUCUAAUGCGUGCAGUCAAACAAACUUUAUUUCUACAGACACAGAGAAGUCAGCAGCUGCAGGAAAUCAGAACCACUGACAGGAAGUUAAGAGUCAAGUUAAACCACAUGUCAGAACUUUCUACAGCAGCAGGAUUUAGAAGAUGCUGGAAGCUGCUGUCUUUAGAUUUUGGACCCGUCACAAUUUGUCACAUUUUCUGAAGCCACAACAAAUCUU
This is a messenger RNA of Micropterus salmoides (largemouth bass), 1643 nucleotides long. RefSeq names its product V-set domain-containing T-cell activation inhibitor 1-like. Gene Ontology annotation, cellular component: external side of plasma membrane. The transcript has 2 exons. Lineage: Eukaryota; Metazoa; Chordata; Actinopteri; Centrarchiformes; Centrarchidae. The record is from RefSeq and is a predicted model, not a curated record. The coding region runs from base 725 to 1144 and encodes 139 amino acids. Gene Ontology annotation, biological process: positive regulation of T cell proliferation; T cell costimulation; cellular response to lipopolysaccharide.